AGACUCCAGUGAAAUGUUCAUGAUAAAAUUGAAAAUUGAAUUUCCAACUGAGAAUUGCAAAUUAUAAAUGUUCAACACCAGAAGCCUUCAGCUGUCAUCUGUUUGCUCAGCUGUUGGACAAGUUAAAAAAUAAAUCCACUUAAAUAAAUAGAGAACUGCAUAUGUUUUGAAUUAUGAGUGAACUAAACGUCCAGAAGGAAGAGCAGUAGGUUUGACCGUAAACACAUCCCACUAACUAAGCGUCGUCGUUCUUUCUACAGUAAAUCGUUGAUGGCGUCUCCUCCUGCGGUGCGUGGCGAACACAGUGCGGGGAAAGCGCGUUCCGCUGUCUGAGUCAGUCGGCGGUAAUGGCCGGCACGAGCCGCCGCAGUGACACGGAGGAAGGGUCGGCCUUGUCUUGAGGCUCUCGCUCCUGUGCCUCUCAGAGCGUGAUGUCAGCGGCGGCAGCGCUGUUGUAAUUCACUCGGUGGGGGUGAUGGCGUCACGAUCUGCCCUGCUGUAGCCUCCUGCUCCGAUAGUGAAGCGAGACGGAGCGCAGGCCGAGGUGACCGUGGCUCCGUUGGCCGGGAUCGAGUACCGCCAGGCCGGACAAUUCAUCCCGGGAAACAUGGAGGCUGUGGCCGAGGAGCUGCGGGCCGGCUCUCGGGUACCAGUCACUAUCGAUCACAUGCUUAACGAUACACUGGUUGUGACGCUGACCUACCAAGAAAGGAACUACACAGGAAUAUUACUGGAUUCCAACAAAAAAAAUGGACUGUUUUGUCUGCCAGAUUUCACGGCUAAUCCCGGGAUUGGCCCCUUAACUAAACCAGCCUGUGAAGUCCCAGAAACUCUGAGUGAGGAGCCCGCUCCCAAAUCCCCGAUCCAGGCUUCAUACAGACCCAAGGAUGAGAAUUCGCUCCCUGCAAGCAGCAUUCCUGCUGCGCCCGUCCCAUGCCCCGUUCCAUGCCCCGUCCCAGCGCCUGUGCCGCCCGGGCACACUCCUUAUCCUCCUUAUUUUGAAGGAGCACCUUUUCCUCCGCCUUUAUGGGUGCGUCACACCUACAGCCAGUGGGUUCCACAGCCCCCUCCAAGGCUGAUAAAGAGAAAAAAGAGACGGACACGAGAACCUGGCCGUCUGACCGUGAGCACCAUACGCCUGCGGCCUCGGCAGGUACUCUGUGAAAAGUGCAAAAACACACUGAACAGUGACGAGGACAGCAAAGACGGCCUGAGUAAUGCCAAGACCUCAAGAAAAGAAAACACCCUACACAGCGAUGAUGAUGGAGAUUAUAAAGAUGCUCCGUCUAAGUUUUCUAGAAAAGAGGAUGUUGCUGCAGCCAAAGAUACCAAAAGACGGGAAAACUGCAGCAGCCUUGACAGUAAGCGCCUCAGGAAAGACAAAAGAGGCGAGGCUGAUGGCGAAAAGUUCCCGGCAGGGGAUGUCAUUCCUCACAGUCCUGUCAUAAAGAUUUCCUACAGCACUCCACAGGGAAAAGGGGAGGUCAUUAAGAUCCCCUCCAGAGUUCAUGGCUCAGUCAAGCCUUUCUGUCCAAAACAGCUGGUGCAGAAUGGUGCUGAGGAAAACAGCAAGAUGUCCGCCGAUGCUACCAAGGAACAGCGACACAUUCUAGAUGCCACGAGGUCUGGCCUCACCGUCUCCAUCCCUAAACUCAAACUAAGCAGACCCUAUGCAAAUGUGGUUCAAGACCUGCCAUCCCCUAAGAUUCGUUUGAAGCCCCCUCAAAGGGCAAGUGAGGAGACCAUGGUGGAGUAUGAGGCAGAACUUGUCGAAGGAACCAGGAGACGAAGCCCCAGAGUUUCUGGACCCUGUCUUCCACACUCCGAAGACUCUGGAGAAGGGAAGAACUCUCUGGAGUUGUGGUCGGGAAGUUCUGGGGAGGAGGCCGAGCGCAACCACAGCGACCUCACCCUGCUGAUCAAUUUCCGCAAGCGGAAAGCAGAUUCUUCCAGUCUGUCUGUGUGCAGCAGUGACAGCCUGGACGAGUCCAAGUCCUUCAGCUCUGACGGCACCUCACCAGAGCUGUGUGACCUGGCUCCAGGCGAAGACCUCUCAGUGACCUCGUCUUCUGUCACACCACAGGACGACUGCAAGACAGUGCCGCCACUCACCGUGCGCCUUCACACCCGCAGCAUGACCAAAUGUGUGACAGAGGAGGGGCAUGCAGUGGCGGUUGGUGACAUUGUGUGGGGGAAGAUUCAUGGCUUCCCCUGGUGGCCGGCACGCGUUCUUAGCAUCAGCGGCACACGCAAACAGGAGAUGCCUAGCUGUGAGGCACAGUGGCCCCAAGCAAAGGUGGCAUGGUUCGGUUCCCCCACCACCUCCCAGCUCUCUGUUGCCAAACUUUCCCCCUUCCGAGAACUCUUCAGGUCCCGCUUCAACCGCAAGAAGAAAGGGAUGUACAGGAGAGCCAUCCUGGAGGCAGCCAAGGCCGUCGGUCACAUGAGUCCAGAGAUCACGUCGCUGCUUUCGCACUGCGACACAUAGAGGCUGAGGACUCCAGAGGUCUUCCAGGUUUUUUCUGGAUUCUCUGUCAUGAAGGCCCACGAGGGACUAUGUGCGGUUGCCACGUCUACUACUUUAUGCUGUUUUUUUUUCUUCCUCUCUCCUGCCCCUGAUUUUUUUUUUCACAAGGGGGCAGAAAUGGCUGCCAAGGUGGAUUUAGGCCGGACUGGAAGAGGGAGCAAAAAAUGUGUAUUAACUUUUCCUCCUUUUUUUCCCUCCUUUCAUAUUUCAGAUAGAGCCGAAACACUACAAGGACCUGAAUGUAUUUAUUAUCUGUAAAAUUUAUCAGGAUCUAGAACCUUCUCACUACAGUCUCGCAAAAAAAAAAAAGGUAAACCCCUCCCAGUGUGCUGCUGUUAUGGACCUCGCCCGGUUUGGCUCGUCCAGCCAGAAGAGGCAUUUUCAGACUCGCUCCUGUCCUCUAUGUUGGACUCCUAAAGUCUUACUGAAGCGUCUCACUGGUGAAAAUGUGAAUGGCUCCAUCGGAGACGGUAGUGACCCCUCCCCUCGUGACCGCGGCGUUUCAUCUGUCUGUGACGUGGGUUGUGGAUGUAUUAGUGCUGAACUCUGGCGUGUGUUGUCAAGUUUCCUUCCAUUUCACUUUCCACAUGUCCUAAAAUCCAUUCUUACCCUGAAAUCUUUAAGGGGACACAUUUAAGGCAAAAAAAGCACUUUAUCUGUACCUUGGUGGCCUGCUGUAAGCUCUCUGUCUGAAACGCAGGAGGCAGCGCUGACGGGCAGCAGGGAAUUUAGGAGCCUGUGUGCUUCGACUAUCUACAAGUCUCCAAGACUGUCCAUGACUAUAACUGUCCAUGACUAUCUAUAACUGUCCAAGACUAUCCAUGACUAUCCAUGACUAUCUAUAACUGUCCAUGACUAUUUAUGACUGUCCAAAACUAUCCAUGACUGUCCAAGACUGUCCAAGACUGUCCAUGACUGUCCAUGACUAUGACUGUCCAUGACUAUAACUGUCCAAGACUAUCCAUGACUGUCCAAGACUAUCCAUGACUGUCCAUGACUAUUCAUGACUGUCCAUGACUACCCAUGACUGUCCAUUACUAUCCAUGACUGUCCAUUAUUAUCUAUAACUGCCCAUGACUAUCUAUGACUGUCCAAGACUACCCAUGAAUGUCCAUUAUUAUCCAUGACUGUCCAUGACUGUCCAUGACUAUCCAUGACUAUCUAUAACUGUCCAUGACUAUCUAUGACUGUCCAAGACUAUCCAUGACUGUCCAAGACUAUAACUGUCCAAGACUAUCCAUGACUGUCCAUUACUAUCUAUAACUGUCCAUGACUGUCCAAGACUAUCCAUGACUGUCCAAAACUAUUCAUGACUGUCGAAGACUAUCCAUAACUGUCCAAGACUAUCCAUGACUGUCCAUGACUUUCCAGUACUGUCCACGUCUAUUCAUGACAAUCCAUGAAUAAUAAAGACUAUCCAUAACUGUCAUGACUAUCCAUGAAUAUUCAUGACUAAUGAUGAUUAUCCAGGACUGUACAUGACCAUCCACGACUAUCCAUGACUGUCCACAAGUAUCUAAGGCCUUCCAUGACUACCCAUGACUUUUCUUGACUUGUAAUUCUGUAGAGACGAUUGUGUUGGCUGUAAUCCUGCAUUCUGACUGUCCUCUCAUCCAACACUCUACAGACCCAUCACUAAAAGUUUCUACUGGAAGAAAGGGAAUAAAAGUUGACCCCCUCCCCCAUUAAAUCUUCGGUGGAGUUAGAGAUUUUGGGGAGGAAAGAAGUGAACGUGCUGUAAGAAAACUGUGAAGCUGCAGAGGAGCGAGUCAGUCAGGACCCCUGGAGGGGGGCGUCUCCCCUCUGACUGGUGGAGCUGAGCAGUGCAGGUCAACGUGGAAGACAAACAUGGCUGUCUACUGUUUCCCUCAUUGGUCAAUGCUAAUGGCUACUUUUUGUUUCUUUUCUACAUGUACUGUACAUAAAAUAAAAUAUACAAGCAAUAUUUGUGCA
This is a messenger RNA of Oryzias latipes (Japanese medaka), 4480 nucleotides long. RefSeq names its product PWWP domain containing 2B (gene pwwp2b). Gene Ontology annotation, molecular function: chromatin binding. Gene Ontology annotation, cellular component: nucleus; chromocenter. Lineage: Eukaryota; Metazoa; Chordata; Actinopteri; Beloniformes; Adrianichthyidae. The record is from RefSeq and is a predicted model, not a curated record.